AUGUCUGCAGUUGGACGUAUUGAUAAAGAUUUUCCAUUUGUUGAUGCGCAUCGAGCACCUUGCUUAGAAGUUGCUUGGAGUCCAUUUAAUGAUAAUGUUAUUGCGAGCUGUUCGGAAGAUACCACUUGCAAAGUUUGGCUUAUUCCUCCGAAUGGCUUAACACGUACAUUAUCGGAACCAGUUGUUGAACUCAGUGGUCAUCAAAAGAGGGUGAACACGAUGGCAUGGCACCCUUCUGCAAAUAAUAUUCUUCUCACUGCUGGAGGCGAGAAUAAAUUACUUAUGUGGAAUGUGGGUACCGGCGAAGCACUACUCGAAAUUAGCGGACAUCCAGAUAUGAUAUGGUCAAUAUCCUUUAAUUAUGACGGCAGUCGUUUCGUGACGACAUGUAAAGAUCGCAAAAUUCGUGUAAUAGACUCUCAUACUGGUGAAGUAUUGCACCAAGGCAGCGGACAUGAAGGAGUAAAGCCUCAGAGAGCAAUUUUCAUUAAAGAUGGCCGUAUAAUCACUACAGGUUUCACUAAACGAUCUGAACGUCUUUACGCUUUGCGAUCUCAGGAAAAUAUCGAUGAACCGAUUGUGCAAGAAGAACUGGAUACUAGCAAUGGAGUAUUAUUUCCGCUCUACGAUGAAGAUACUGGUCUUUUGUAUCUUGCUGGAAAGGGUGAUUGUGCGAUUCGCUAUUAUGAAGUAAACAAUGAAUAUCCAUUUGUACAUUAUAUUAAUACGUAUACAACAUCAGAACCCCAAAGAGGACUGGCAUUUAUGCCUAAAUUGGGUUUAAAUUCAAACGAAAAUGAAGUGGCGCGGAUGUACAAAAUCACUACGAAAGGCAUCGUCGAAGAAUUGCAGUUUUUCGUGCCUAGAAAAUCAGAUCUUUUCCAAGCUGAUCUCUAUCCGGACACUCGCAGUCAAAUUCCAGCAUUAACAGCAGAGCAAUGGAUUGGUGGUGCAAACGCCCCACCGAAUCUUACAGCAGUAAAUCCAGAUGCAGCUGAGGCUAAACCAAAAAUUGCUGUCGCCAAAAAGGCCAAUAUUCUGGCGCAGCUUCAAUCAAAUCAGGAGCAAGGCAGCGGUGCUUCUCCAUCACCUCGAGCUGUUAAACAGCAAGAUGGUGCUCAAAGAAAUUCACAAUACGAAGAUAGUCCAUCUCACUAUGGAGAACAACCAAAAUCAAUGCGCAAACCCCCAUUUUCGGAUGAAGAUAUGGGUAUUGUGAAGCUGGAGAGAGGAUCGGCUGUUGAACGCGAAAGAGAACAAGCACAUCAGUUUGAAAAGCCAAGUACGAUGGUUCCUCGUCAACAGCAAUUAAUUUGUGUUUGUCAGGUGAAUUUACGAUCGCGCUCGGAUCGUGAUAAUGGCAACCAAACAGCCGGUCAGCGAAGAGCUGCAGCCGAAUUAGAACGAAUAAAACGCGAACAGGCUCGUGAACCCGAUAGAGAGGAACUUAUGCCUCCAUCUUCCAUGAAAAAUUCAGUUUCUCCCAGACAAAGCAUUUCUAGUAUAGUUACGAAUGAGCCGAUGACAUUUGAUGAGCUGUUCGCUGAUUUGCAAAAAAUGAAAGCAAUACUGCGACAACAUGAACGACGAAUUCGCCUACUUGAGGACGAAAUUGCCGACAGAAAUAUGGCGGACACGUACGGAUUUUAA
Molecule: messenger RNA, 1650 nt
Organism: Dracunculus medinensis (Guinea worm)
Lineage: Eukaryota; Metazoa; Nematoda; Chromadorea; Rhabditida; Dracunculidae
Source: the annotation of a GenBank genome assembly